CGCAGGCUCCGCAGACACAAGACACAAGUGUGGUGAGUGGGAGUUUGGGACAGCAGUCAGGAGGAGUUGACUACUCACUGGUCAGUGUUUUUGUUUUUAUUGUCAUUAUUCCCAAUUAUUCCAUACUUCAAGUUCCAAAAUAAUAAUCAUCACAGAAAAGUUGGAUAUUAUCUUUGUUACCUUACUAGGUAUUUGUGAUUCUACUUAUGUGUGCUCAUGGAUUCUGAUUUUCGUGAUACAAACUAUUGCUGAUUAUUUUUAUCAUCCUAACAAGAUCUCAUGACGCUCACCGAUACUGCCAUCACAGGAAAACUAAUGAGGCUUACUGCAAUUACGCCAUAAACAAUUUUUCCGCAAUAGGACGAUAACGAAUGAUAAGAUUAGGACCGGAAUGAAAUGAAUUCGCAUCUAGAAUCUAAUCCCUGAAUUCUAGAGUUAGUUGUGAAUAAUGGCUCGAAGUAAAUCGAAGUCGGCCAACGCUGGUAGAGACACAAGACGAUCGACGAACAUCCUGAUAUUGUUAGCCACCUUUGCCAUCCUAUUCGUCGCUGUCGAUUUGACAGAUGGCAGCUUCGCCAACAGCAUUGACAAAAUCAACAGGAACCUUGAGGUGGCGCUCAGGGAUUUGGGGGAGAAUAUGCCAGAUUACAGCAAUUAUAGUGAUGCACAAGUGUAUCUCAGCACCAAUGCGACUUUCAAUCCGAGUGCGAUGGCCGGUUUAUACAACCUCACCAGAAGAUUCAUCGAUUGGAUUGGAAAAGAUAUUUUGAUGAAUGAUCUGGUAGUCUACGACAAAACUGAUCAUCCGCAGAUCAACUCAAACAUCACAAUAGGACAGAUCUUCAAGUACUACUGGGGACUCAUAACUGUCAUCAUCUUGGUAGCCGUCAUCACCAUCUUCCUGCCCUUGUGCGGUCUGUUCUUCUGUUGCUGCCGCUGUUGUGGCAACUGCGGAUCGCGGCCGCAGCCCUGCGACAAGAAAAGAGACCUUUGCAGCAAGGUGAUCCAAGGAACUCUGUUGAUUCUGUUGGGAACGGCGAUGCUAUUCUGCGUGGUCUGUGCUUUUGCCAGUAAUCAACAACUUCAAGAUGGCGUUGACGAAUUUCCAAAAAAUAUUGAGGUUGCAAAAAGCGAUUCCAUUGCAUAUCUAAAUAGUACGCGCUCCCAGGCCACAAGCUUGUGUGUUACGAACUAUCAAGAAUUUGCUGAUGUAUUCAAAAAUACUAUUCAAGAAUCUGGAUUACAUGUCAUGCAACAGCUCACGAUAUGGAGUAACGCUACUGCUAUGAUGGACUUGUGCACUUUUAUUAACAUCACCAUUCCAAAUGUAUCUGAGAACUUGCGUAUCUUGAAAGAUGAUACAAAUAAUUUGAGAGCAUCAGCCUCCCAACUGAAUGAUGCCAUGAGAAAGGUGAAGAAAGAUCUACUCAACACACUUCAAAUCUGCAGUUUGGAGGAUUGUAAUGAAAUCAAAAAUAAAAUAGCCAAACUUCAAACCAACAUUGACUUCAAUAAGAUUCCUGAUGUGAAACCAACUAUUGAAGAACUAGACAAAUUUAACACCAAGGAAAUGAGAGAUGCUGCAGUGGAGGGAAUGAAUAAAUUGGAUAAAAUUGAAUCGGACAUCAAGAAUAAAUUGAAUACUACCCUUGGUGACGCAAUUCAUCAGGUCGAUAAGGCAGGUGACGAAAUAAAAAAAUAUGCAUCCAAUGUAACGGACUUAAUAUCCGAUAUUCAGAAAACAAUAAAAGAUAUCAACACUGCAACUGUCCAUGAUUACAUCAAAAAUUAUGGCCCAUACAGAUAUUAUGGAAGUAUAGCGAUCAGCUGCAUCCUCCUAUCAGUUACUGUUUGCAUAGCCCUAGGUCUGAUUUGUGGCAUUUGUGGAAAAAGGCCUGAUGGAUAUAGUGAUAACUGCUGCAAUAAGGGCGCCGGGAAUCAGUUUUUAAUGUGUGCUGUCACGCUGAUGUUCAUAUCUUCCAUAGUAAUAGGCGUGGUAACAUUAAUCACAAUGGUAAUAGGCCUAACAACUGAUAGAGUAGUAUGUGACACAAUAAAAAAUCCCAGUUCUUCUACUGUCAUGGAGUUACUAGAAAGAGUUGCCAAGCAGCAAUUGUCGAAUUCAGAUUUCAAUGUGAGCCUCGGAAGUGUUCUAGAAAAGUGUUACAGAAAUGACAGUAUUUACAAUGUCCUCAAUCUGAAGGAUAAGUUUGAUAUAGACACAAUAAAACAAAAUUUCAAUGUAUCGAAGUUUUUGGAUGAUAUGAAAUCCCAAUUGGACAAAAUAGUCGGUAAAGACUUCGUCAUUUUAGAUCCUACAAACGAAGCAACACUGAAAAAUUUGGCCGAUCUCAAAGUGGGCAUUGAUUUCGAUAAAUUCCAAGAGGAGCUGAAAGAUAAUUUCACAAAUUUCAGCUUGAAUUAUAUAUCAAGUGAAUUAGAGAAACUCACAAAACAGAUGGAGGACGAAAGGUUCGAUAAUAUGAGACAUGAAAUUCAGUUGAGUAUUCUGCAUAUAAAUACAUACGACGAGAAAAUUCUGGUGCCAAUGAAAGACACUGCAAAGAAAGUUAUGGUUAUUGCAAAGCAGCUGGAUACAGACUUGAAAAUGAAUUCUACUUCUUUUGCAGAUGCAAUCAAUAAAAUGAUAAGUGAAAUUAAAGAUGCACAAGAAAAAUUGCGUACCGAUGGGGAUAAAAUUUUGCGAGAAGCUACAACAGCGUUUGGUGCUAUAGUUGAAAAGCAGGUGAACAGCUACUUGGAUAGGGUCACUCAUGUUAUUCAAAAUGAAUUAGGGCAGUGUGGCCCGAUAAGUACAGUUCUAAAUGCCACAUUAGUUGCAACUUGUGACAAAAUUAUAUUACCGUGGAAUGGAUUUUGGUUUACUUUGUUGAUCAGUGUGUUGCUCUUCAUACCAACAAUUAUCGUGUCUGUGAAAUUGGCAUCAUUGUAUAAGAAAUAUAAGCAGUAUGGGCCCUAUGUUGAAACAACAUCGUGCAUACCUAGGGAGGAUAGGGAGAGGAGCGAGUAUUUGUAUGAUGCCUAUGCUGAUCGUGGGGAUAGCAUCCCUCUCAACAGCAGAGGUGGCAAACGUGGUGGUAAAAAGAAGAAAGGAAAGAAAUCCGAUGAUAGGCCACAGAAUAUGGGGGGAGAAGUUGUAGCACGUGAAUAUACCGCUGCAUCUCAUCCUUCUGACUCUAGAUACGCAGACAUGGCUCCAAAGAAUUGGGAAGAAUUUCCGAAUGGAGGCCCCCCUCAGUACCAAAGGGCACCGACAGAAUAUGAACGACCUCCACCCUACUACUAUCCUGGAACAGCUGACCAGUAAUGAGAUUGUUAGACUGCUUCUAACAAAAACAAGAAAAAGCUGAAUAUGUACAGACUGACUUGGACGAGAUCUAUAUCAUCACUAUACUUGAUGCACUGAAUGGAAUAUUGCAAUUUUAAUGUGAAGCGAGCACAACAUGAUUUAGUGAUGAAUGAUUGUUUUCAGAUUUAUUUACUAGUUUCAGUAAUCAUUUAGAAUUCUUUUCUUUUCUAAACCAAGAUUGUCAAUUUUGCUCAAACCUAGCAAAACCAAUCAAACUUCAUAGUUUAUAUAAUAUUAAUAUGGUUAUUGUGAUAUUUUUAGAUUUUAUCAAUAUUUCUGUAGUCCUUCGGUAUAUUAGUCUAGAUGGAAACUGCCUUACAGACUCAUGUAAUCAAUACUACUUCAUUGAUGGAUGACUGAUCGCAGUUUCUAAUAUAAUCGAACAAUAUAUGUGGUGUUUAGACGUAUUAAACACUUCUGACAUGGCUAGUCAGUGAACAAAUAUAAUAUUCUGUUGUGCAAUCACUUUUGAGAUUAUAUUACCAUGAAAUUAAACUGAUCACCAUGGGCGUCGCCACUGCAGCCUUGCCUAUCACCUAUCUUCUGGCACAUCAAUUGAAGAAAUACAGAGUGGGGCAUCUCAUACGACGCAUAAAACUUUUUAUAUAUCUAUAGUUGAGAGAUUUCAUAUAACGAAGAUCUUCUGUUUAAAUAGUUUACGAAUAACUUGAUGACAUAAACUUACUAAAACUUUUUAUAAAUAGACAACUUUGUGCGUGAUGUCUCACCCUGUAUAUUGAAUUUAUACGUGUAAUCGAAAAUUCACUUCGUCACACAAAAAUGGUACACGCAAUUGUAAAACAAUAACUGAACAUAAUUUGAACUGGGAUCCGAAGUUUUCAGUAGGUAUCUUAGUACCUAUUGUAACACGUAUGUGGUUGUAAUGGUUGCAUUCUUGAAAUAUAUGUCCAAUAUAAGAGAGUUUUCGAUUGCCGACCGGUCGCGACCACUUGGACCACACUUCGACCACAGGGUUUUGAUUGAUGACCAUAUUGACCGAACUUCAAAUGGUUACGUUUUUUAUGGAAGACCAAGGCCGACCGAUCCAAGACCACUACAUCCGGUCUUUUUGAUGGUCGAUGCGGUUCAAAGAUAUAAAGUAUAAUCUCAAAACAGCAAAUUACUAUAAAACUGGGAAAGGGCAUCUGCAGGCUUCAAAAUUCAGUGACUUGAACUGCUUAUAUUUCAACAAAAGUAGCAUUACAUCUUCGCAUGAUUCACUUGAGUGCAUUAGUACUGAUAUAUUCAGUUCAAAAUUAUUAUUUCAUUCAAUAAAAUCUGUUUCGAGGAAUCAAAUGAUUCAUAUAUGUAUAUGAUUCCUAAUAUAUCUGGUUUAUGAGAUGGCAGGUAACAUGUUAUUUUCAGUAUAUUAUCAACUGAUCAGUGAAGAUUACGGUUUUGAAGGUUUUUGCAUACAAGUGACCGGUCGAAACGAUUCGUAUUUGUCAUUGUGAUUAGUCACGACACUAACGACCAGUCGGUCAAGCCGGUCGACAACCAAAAACUCUACCUUUUAUGAUGUUCAAUGUUUUCAAUUUAUUUCUGAGAUACUACAUUUUAGUAACGGGUAGGUUCAGCAGAUGCAAGAAGCAUGUCGCGGUUGGAUGGUGUUAGCGUUUAUAUUGCAGAAGUUACUAGAAGUGUCAAAAAGUUAUUCAGAUAAGUUGUUUGAAAUCAAAAUAUAGGCUGGUAUCUCAAAUUAGUGGGCCAAGGAUUUCAAAUUUGCUAUCGGAGCCUAAUAGUUGAUUCUAAACAACUUUGUUUGAUAACUCUUUGAAAAAUUCUCAUCUGAAAAUUUGAUCUUUCAUAAAUAUUCCAAGACGAUCAUCAUCCACACUUUUAUCAAUCAAUUUCCAAGAAAAUGUAUUUCAAACAACUAGAGAAGAAUUAGUCCAGGGAAUUGAAGAGGCUUCAAAGAAUCAAACUUUCUUCCACAAAUGAUCGAAUCACUCAUAAUUCUAUGUUAGAAAUCUAUUGAUGCUGUUAGAUUAUGUUCAAAUAACUGCUGUAAUUCCGAUUUUACCUGAGAACACUUCAGUAAUGUAAUUAAUGAUUCAUCAGUUUUUGCAAAAAACACGAGAACUGAGAAAAACAUGUGAACAAAUAACAUACAACAGACAGAAAAACGAACAAACAGGUAUCUUAUAUUUUCAAUCCUACUAUUUAUUGUUUCAGUUAGACAAGUUAAACUUGUUUUGAUGGAUAUCAAUUUCUCAAGAUUGCACAUCACAAUUGUUUUAAAUUCGUAUCAAUUGAAUAUGUUUCAAUUAUAUAUCGUCGUUGUGUGAAAAACUAAUCAUAAUUUUGGGUGUUUCCUGUUUGCUCCGCUGAUAACCAUAACCGCAUUCUUUGGUUGUCAAUGAAGUAAACACAUUACCCUGAAGUAAUAUUUCUGACCCCCCUAUCAAAUCUUCCGGCGACGCCCAUGCUGAUUACUUGAUUGCCAGAAUGUUGACAUAAAGACAUUUUUGAGAUUUAUGAAGAAUAAUCUCGAAAUAAGCAGUGGAUGAAUUAUGUAUUUGGAAUCUGUAGAUUGAUGAAUCAUAAAAUAUUUUUGAAUAGUAGGUAUCUAUGUAAUCAUAAUCUUCAUAAGAAUGGAUCUAUUACUAUUUUAAUGCCACCAUAUCUCUAUUGUUUGUAAAAUUUAAGUUGAAUUGACUUUUUUAUGGUUGGUUCGUUUGGGCGAUAAUUUCAUAGUAGAAGUAGGCGUUGGAGUAGCUACCCAUGGAUGUAUGUUUUAUGGAAAUUGACUAUUUUUGGAACCUUGCCCUGCUCAGUAGAAAAUUGGUUGAAUAAUUCUUGUUAUAAUCAUAUUUGGAGUUUUCAAGUUGUUUUGUUUCGUUAAAAUGUUUAAGAAAUGCAUUGGCAUGAAUAAGAAAGAUAAUUUUCAUAUAUGUAUGUUAUAUCAUUCAAAUAAUAAUAAUGAUGAUAGUAAUAAUGUA
Phaedon cochleariae (mustard beetle) is the source of this 6312-nucleotide messenger RNA. Lineage: Eukaryota; Metazoa; Arthropoda; Insecta; Coleoptera; Chrysomelidae. The record is from the annotation of a GenBank genome assembly.